Messenger RNA from Aureobasidium subglaciale EXF-2481, 630 nucleotides. RefSeq lists its product as uncharacterized. The transcript has a single exon. Bases 95 to 313 code for a protein of 72 amino acids. The record is from RefSeq and is a predicted model, not a curated record. NCBI's taxonomy places the organism in Eukaryota, Fungi, Ascomycota, Dothideomycetes, Dothideales, Saccotheciaceae.
CACUCGUAUGCUGCUCGUCUGCCGUGAGGAUAGCUGCUAAUCUUCUCUGUCCCAUCUCACGAACACAUCUCCUUACUCUCAAAAUAUCACUGAGAUGCCUCUGCGGCAUACGUCAAAUCCAACGCCUGCCAAAUCGGCAUUCCUAGUUCUCCAAGGCUUGGUGCUGGUCCUGACCGCAGAUUAUUUGGUCGCUGCCGCCCAAUCCCGUCCAAGCAGUUUCUCUGAAGCUUUACGAGGGCUGAACAUAACCAGAACGCCACCUCCUUUUCGACAACUUCACGAUACAGACAAGGAAGACGUGCAAGGAGCAUGACUGUGCUGGUGCGAUAUGAGUCGGAUGGUAGGACGAGCAGGGUGGUGGGCACACCGAGAUAAUUACACGAUAAAACUCCAAUAAACUCCCACAAACACAUUAGUAACCUGUACAAUUUACACAAACCAUCGACUGCUAUAUUUACUGUGCUCGGGCGGCUUCUUGUGAUCGAACAUCAUGGUUAAGGGCGAACGUGAUCGAGUUGGGUAUCUUGACAAUCGUCAAAGAGAGACGAGCUUCACUCCAUGGUUCCCUCACCUUGUAGUCCAAUAGACAAGGCAGACUAGACAAACUCCAAAUCAUCAUGCUAUUCAAGU